AUGUGCAAUAAUAUGCGAUAAUUCGAAUAAUUUUAGGUUAUUUUAUUGGUCCACUAUGAGUUUGAAGCACAAAUUAAAGUCAUUAGUUGUUGUCUCUAUGGGAGGCAUAGCCACUUUUGCAGCUAUAAAUGUUUACAAGCAAGAUGAGCACUUUUACAAACAUUAUAUUAUGCCAGUAGUGCAUCUACUUGAUCCAGAAUCUGCUCAUCGAUUAGGUAUUGUUGUUAGCAAAUACAGACUGCUGCCAAAAGCCAAUUACACAGAUCCCAAACAAUUGAAUGUCACAGUGUUUGGUAAAACUUUCUCAAAUCCUAUUGGAAUAGCAGCUGGAUUUGAUAAGCAUGCUGAAGCUGUGCUGGGGCUUCAAGACAUGGGUUUUGGGCUAGUUGAAAUUGGAUCUGUUACUCCUCAACCACAAGAAGGUAAUGCAAAGCCACGCGUCUUUAGGUUGAAUGAAGAUUAUGCUGUGAUCAAUAGGUAUGGAUUUAAUAGCGAUGGUCACGAAGUCGUUUACAAUCGUUUAAAUAAACUACGGUCAGAGGCUAAAUUCGAUGGAGUGCUUGGAAUCAAUUUAGGUAAAAAUAAAGAAUCGCAGAGUGCCGUCAACGAUUAUGUAGCUGGUAUAGAGAAAUUUGGAUCUUUAGCCGAUUAUUUAGUCAUCAAUAUCAGCAGCCCAAACACUGUGGGUUUGAGGAAUUUGCAGGGCAAAGAGCAGCUCAGGGAUUUGCUGAAGAACGUUUUAGAGGCUAGAAAUAAAUUACAGGAUCCAAAACCUCCGCUUUUACUGAAAGUCGCACCUGAUUUGAGUACGCAGGAGAGGAAGGAUGUGGCUGAAGUUAUUAAAUCUAAAGGAUGUAAAGUGGAUGGUCUCAUUGUGAGCAACACGACGAUACAUGGAAGGAGCGCUUUGGAGAAUAAAAGUAGAGAUGAAACUGGCGGACUUAGCGGAAGACCAGUCAAAGAAGUUUCAACUGAGAUGAUUGCGGAAAUGUACAAAUUAACAAAUGGUUUACCUAUCAUCGGUGUGGGAGGAGUAUCUUGUGGACAGGACGCCUACGAGAAAAUCAAGGCUGGUGCGUCGAUCGUGCAGAUUUACACGACGUUGGUCUUCGACGGACCUCCGGUUGUUACAAAGAUCAAGAGGGAAUUAGCUGAACUACUCGAACGGGAUAACUACAAAUCAAUAUCCGAAGCUGUCGGUGUUGACGCAAAAUGAACUAUUUUGUUUUCA
Messenger RNA from Nicrophorus vespilloides, 1231 nucleotides. It is a transcript of the gene Dhod, whose product is annotated as dihydroorotate dehydrogenase (quinone), mitochondrial. The transcript has 6 exons. Lineage: Eukaryota; Metazoa; Arthropoda; Insecta; Coleoptera; Silphidae. Gene Ontology annotation, cellular component: cytoplasm; mitochondrial inner membrane. Gene Ontology annotation, molecular function: dihydroorotate dehydrogenase activity. The coding region runs from base 56 to 1216 and encodes 386 amino acids. The record is from RefSeq and is a predicted model, not a curated record. Gene Ontology annotation, biological process: pyrimidine ribonucleotide biosynthetic process; 'de novo' pyrimidine nucleobase biosynthetic process.